AUGGAGUUGCAACGAGGUCGGAAGUAUUAUAAAGUGUUUUGUAUUUCGGCAUGGAUGUGUCUGAUGCGUCCAUCUCUUGGAUCCAUUAUUAAGGACUCUGUAAAAUGUACUGAGGGUUCAGUAGCUGCUGACGUGGAUGACUGCGCCAGCUACUUUCAGUGUAUCGACGAUGAAACUGUGCACCUAAAUUGUGCCAAUGGAAGUUAUUUUGAAGCGAACAAUGAAAUCUGUGUGGUGGACGAGUUUGGUGUGUGCCCUACUUCACAAAGAUUAUGCUUCGAUGGAGAUAUUUUUGAGGAUCUAAAUGAUUGCCUGUCCUACGUCAAGUGUAUUCGUGGAGAUCUGGUAAGACAAAGGUGUCCGGCAGGGAGCUACUUUAAUGUAAUAUCGAAAAACUGCCGAAUGUCGCGAACUGGAUCCUGUGCAUCUCCAAAAGAUAUAUGUUUGGAGGGUGAACUACAAGUGGACUCCGAGGAUUGUGGCGGCUAUUUGGAGUGCUUGAAUGGAGUCCUUGUGAAGGAGAAGUGUCCCAUUGGUAGCUACUUUGAGCCCAUAUUCAAACUCUGCCAGGUGGAUGAGAAUGGAGUGUGUUCGUCUUCUUCAAGUGAGUGUACAGAAGGAGAAGUUCGUGUGGAUCCAACUAACUGCGCUGGCUAUUACAAUUGCGAAAAUGGGAGACUAAACACUAAAACUUGUCCCAGUGGCACAUACUUUGAGCCCACAUACAAAACUUGUACAGUUGACUUAAAAGGAGUGUGUGUGGACCCACCAGCUAAGUGCACCGAAGGACAACUAAAAAUAGAUCCCAAUAACUGUGCAGGAUAUCUGAAAUGCAUCGACGGGGAGUUUGUGGAGGAGAAGUGUCCAGGUGGCACCUACUACGACUUCAAGCUUGAAACUUGUUUGGUUGACACUGAGGGCGUUUGUGUUACAAUCAAAAAACUUUGUAUCGAAGGACAGCGCGAAAAGGAUCCCAAGGACUGCACUGCCUACACACAAUGCAUUCGAGGUAGGUUCGAAAGUCUUAGGUGUGAUUCCGGUAGAUAUUUCAAUAUGACGCGUGGAGAAUGCCUCGCCGAUUUGUACGAAGUGUGUUUAAAAUCACGGAAAGAUCGUUCAAGGAUUGUGGAACAUCAUCAAUAUGAUGAGAGUAGUACCUCUAGUACUGAGAGUACUGAUGCUGAUUUCCAAUCUACUGAUUCUGAUCUGCAAGAGCUUACUUCCCAAGCCUCCUGUAUCUUUGACUUGAAUGGAGCUUGUGUAGGUCAAUCAACAAUCUGCACGGAAGGCAAGAAGCAACGAGAUGUCAAUAAUUGUGCAGGAUACCUUAAAUGCAUCGAUGGAGAGUUGGUGGAGGAGGAGUGCCCCGAGAGGACCUACUACGACUCCAAUUUGGAAACCUGUUUGGUGGACAAUUAUGGUGCUUGUGUCACAAAUUCUAGUAGCUGCGUUGAAGGAAUUGUAGAAGAAGAUCCGAAAGAUUGCGCCGGAUACACCCAAUGUAUUCGAGGCAAGGUGGAACCACUUAAGUGCGCAUUUGGAAGGUAUUUCAAUGGUACCCACGGGGAGUGCCUCAUUGAUGAGGAGCAAGUUUGCGCUAAGUCAAGAGUUGACUAUGACAGGGAUUUAGAACAGUUUCAGUAUUCGCAGAGUACUAGUGAAUAUAUGCAGGAAAAUGCAAGUACGGAUAAUACAAUUGAGGAUAUUAGUACCGAAAGUUCUAGUGCUGAUUUCAAUCGAUACACAGAUUCGAAUUCAUAUACGGAUACGGAAAGCAUUACGAAUGAUGUUCCUAUAAGCACGGAGGGUUAUACUUCCUAUUUGCAAACAACUGCUAUAAGUCUGCAGCUCACCACUUUAGGCGGAGUCCACAAUCUGGAAAACAACACCGGUACUUGUGUCUAUAACAAUAAACUGUUUAUAGAAGGAAUUCGAGAGGUGAAUCCCCAGGAUUGCGCUGGAUACAUAGAAUGCUUUAAAGGUGUGGCUACGGAACUUAAGUGUGAUUCGGGCAGAUACUUCAAUGCAACCCAAAGAAAUUGCUCCAUUGAUGUGGAUGAGGUCUGUUUAAAGUCAGAUAAGACAAUUGUUCUCGACUUACAAACUACUACUGAGUCAACUCCAAAUUUCACCACCUCCGUCGACCCGUUUGCCAAAUGCAGGGAUGGUCAGCUUAGGUUAGAUCCCAAAAACUGUGCAGGAUUCCUGAGGUGUGUCGAUGGAGAGCUGAAGGAGGAAGUGUGUCCCAGUGGCUUCUUUUAUAAUUCUACAUCGAGCAAAUGUAUGGUUGAUAUGCGAGCCACUUGCGUCACAAAUAUCAAAUUCUGCAUAGAAGGAGUUCGCGAAGAAGAUCCCAACAACUGCGCUGGUUACAGACAAUGCAUUCGAGGUGUGGUUCAAAAUCUGAAUUGUCCCCUUGGACAAUACUUUAAUGUGGCAGAAAGAGAUUGUCUUAUGGAUGUGCAUAAGGUGUGUGCAAGGACAGAAGAGGUGUAUAAGUUAGAUGAGGUGCAACACAAUGACACUGCUCCACCGCUUACUAAACCCGAUGAGUUCUGCAUCAGAGACAUAAAUGGGAUUUGUAUUGAUCCACUUGCAAAAUGCAGAGAAGGACAACUUAAAAUGGAUCCUAAUAAUUGCGCAGGAUACCUCAAGUGUCAAAAUGGCGAGCUGAUUGAGGAACUUUGCCCCAAUGGCUUCUACUACGAUCUGGAACUGAAGAUAUGCUCGGUUGAUAGAAGAGGAAUUUGCGUCACUAACAUACAAAUUUGCGAUGAAGGAGCACUUGAAGAGGAUCCACAUGACUGUGCUGGUUACAGGCAGUGUAUUGGUGGGCAGGUCGAAAAUCUGAAAUGUCCGCCCGGAACAUAUUUUUAUGUGCCACUUCGAGAUUGUCUUAUUGAUGUGGAUGAAAUCUGUGUGAGGCCAGAAUACAAAUAUUUCGAAUAUUAACGUGGAAUUGAUUAUGUUCUGGAAGUAUUUCUAUACGAUAAGACAAGAAUAUUUAAAUCUAAAAAACGAAGCAAAAGAAAAGAAACAGUAAUUGCUCUAAUCAGGGUAGCUACUUUACCAACCUGAUUAUUUUCGCAUGAAUAAUAAAUAUGCAGGCAUGAUAAGUUCGAAGUA
Messenger RNA from Drosophila sechellia, 3126 nucleotides. RefSeq names its product chitin-binding domain protein cbd-1. Gene Ontology annotation, molecular function: chitin binding. The transcript has 2 exons. The record is from RefSeq and is a predicted model, not a curated record. Lineage: Eukaryota; Metazoa; Arthropoda; Insecta; Diptera; Drosophilidae. Gene Ontology annotation, cellular component: extracellular region. The coding region runs from base 1 to 2952 and encodes 983 amino acids.